Molecule: messenger RNA, 598 nt
Organism: Balearica regulorum gibbericeps (East African grey crowned-crane)
Lineage: Eukaryota; Metazoa; Chordata; Aves; Gruiformes; Gruidae
Source: RefSeq, a predicted model, not a curated record
CUGCUGAGCGCUGCGGGCCCGGUUUGCGCCAUCGGUGCCGAGAUGGAUUUAACGCAUCGGCUGGGGCUGUUCCCCGACUGCAGCGUGACGCUCCUCCUCUUCAACCGCGUGAAAAAUGCCGCUGCCCUCAGAAAAAAGGCCAUGGAAGGAUCCAUCGAAGGAGCGUUAAUAAACCCUGCAAUGAUUGUAGAUCCUUUUCAGAUUCUUGUGGCGGCCAACAAAGCAGUUCAUCUACACAAGAUAGGUAAAAUGAAGACUAGAAGCCUCUAUGCAGAAAUUAUUUUCAGCCUCUCACCAAACAACAAUAUUUCAGAUGCAUUUAAAAAGUUUGGCAUUUCGGACGGUGACACAGCAGUACUCAUUGUUCUGGUUGUGGACAGAGAAAAAAAUGUAAAUCUGGAAGAUAUAGCAUCUCAGGUAGAAGGCCAACAGGUUUCUCUAGAUGAACUCCCCCAACUAACAGACACUGCCAAAGUUAAAAAGAUGUACAAAGUUACUCCGCAGGAAGAAGAAAUCAGCACCUUAUUGGAUAGUAUUGUUUGCAGAAUGUCAACAAAAGAUGUUUUAUGAAAAUGUGGAAAUAAAUAUUUUUUUAAAG